Lethenteron reissneri (Far Eastern brook lamprey) is the source of this 1729-nucleotide messenger RNA. Its product is annotated as U6 snRNA-associated Sm-like protein LSm7. Gene Ontology annotation, biological process: nuclear-transcribed mRNA catabolic process; mRNA splicing, via spliceosome. Gene Ontology annotation, cellular component: U6 snRNP; spliceosomal tri-snRNP complex; U12-type spliceosomal complex. The record is from RefSeq and is a predicted model, not a curated record. Gene Ontology annotation, molecular function: RNA binding. NCBI's taxonomy places the organism in Eukaryota, Metazoa, Chordata, Hyperoartia, Petromyzontiformes, Petromyzontidae.
GGGCGUGGACUUGGCGGCACGUGGCCAUGGCGGCGCGUUUGAACAGCAACGCGAAGAAGGGUGAAGCCAUUCUGGACCUCACCAAAUACAUCAACAAGGGCGUCCACGUGAGGUUUUUCGGGGGUCGUGCCGUGAGCGGGGUCCUCAAGGGGUUCGACCACCUGGUGAACCUGGUGUUGGACGGGGCUACCGAGUACCUUCGAGAUGCAGAAGAGCCGUACCGCAUGUCUGGAGAGACACGGCCGUUGGGCCUCCUGGUUUGCCGCGGCACCUCCAUCAGCCUGCUGGGCCCCCAGGACGGCUUCCAGGCCAUCGACAACCCCUUCCCGUCGCCCAGCAGCGACACCAGCAGCGGCACGGAGAGCAGCCCCGGAUCCACGGGGACCUGGGAUGAGAUGCUCCGUGGUCUUGAGAACACUCGGCUUCCGAGGGAAGCGGAGGGGAUCGCUCACGUUUGUGCGCGUCGUUGAGUCUGAAGACGCAGAGGAAAUGCGGUCAACGCAUGAGCAUUAUUAUUGUUAUUAAGUGUACUAUUGUUAUUGUUUAACGGUGUUUGUCCUGCGGAGGAGGUGAUGUAGCGCCGUGGAAAUAGCAGAGGGGCACUUUAUUAUUUAACGAUUAUUUUAUUUUUCGAAGAGGUCCUUAUUUGUCAGAGAUAAUUACAGUGUAGGGAAUUCAGCGUCUUUUUGUUGUCAUGAAAAUAGAAAACUUAGGAUAUCGAGUAAUGUAUAAAGGUCAUUGGACUUUGCUGAUGAACUUAACUGGUUGUUAAUCAUUUACCAGGCUACAUUUGUAAGAGCGUUGCAUCUGACCCAUCCUGUACUCAACCAGCUGGCUCAUUAUUCAGAGGAAAAAAAAAUUCAUAUGGCAGGAUGGAAAAGCAACAGUUUUGAAACGUGUUGUAGUUGAACACUAAGUUUUUUUUCAACCAAUUCAAGGAGGCAGCAGUAGGCCUGCACGGAUCGCAGCGCGUUCGCAAGUGCGGCGAUUCUACGAUCGUCCCAUGUGGAGCGUGGUGUCGCGAGGUCUGUGGUUGUCGUGGGAGAGAGAAGCCCCGUGCUUCCGCAGUCGGGUACUCAAUGAGGUUUUCGUUUGCAAAACGUAGAGGUAAUCGUAGAUAUAAUAACACAAUAGUAUCUACUACAGCAAAAGCAACAAUAAUGAUGUGCGUUAUCUAUCUGACCGGGUGGUUAGAGCGGACAACUUGCUAGUUAAAAUCCAGGGUUGCAGUUUAACAUCCCAGUUGGAGUUGAAAUCGGACCCAUCGUCUCUCCGUGGUAGAUGAAAUCGGUGCCACUUUGCGUGACAUCGGCAUUGCCGAUCGGCAUUGCCGUCGUGGAGAAACGAUCCUUUGCCAUCUAAAUGGGGAAUUUCCACCACCUGGCUCAGGGAUGCUUGCGGGAGUGCUCACCGCCUCAUUACUCAAUCUUGCUGGGGGGAGGGGACACUUGGACUCAUGGAUCCAUUUCGCUCCUCACCGUGUGGGUGGUCCGAGUCACCGUCCGCUCGUUUAGACCCCGCAGUGCUGCAGUGCUGGGUGGAGGCACGAGGCGGUGUCAAUGCAAAUGGCCCCAGCGCCACAACUCAUGAUUUGAUGCGUCUUCGGGAAUAUAUCGGCAUCUGAAACCCGCUGUUUCCCUGAUCUUGAUAUUUGUUGCAAUGAAAACAAAUAUGACAUCGUCGUGUGCUGGAGGUGUUGCUGCUGGGUGUUAAAUAUCGCCGACGGCCU